Prinia subflava (tawny-flanked prinia) is the source of this 1418-nucleotide messenger RNA. RefSeq names its product phospholipase A and acyltransferase 1-like. Gene Ontology annotation, molecular function: glycerophospholipid phospholipase A1 activity; A2-type glycerophospholipase activity. The transcript is spliced from 2 exons. Lineage: Eukaryota; Metazoa; Chordata; Aves; Passeriformes; Cisticolidae. Gene Ontology annotation, biological process: N-acylphosphatidylethanolamine metabolic process. The record is from RefSeq and is a predicted model, not a curated record. Gene Ontology annotation, cellular component: cytoplasm. Bases 15 to 419 code for a protein of 134 amino acids.
CGCACCCUCCGGAGAUGGAGUGGGACAAUUGCAACCCCCAGCCUGGGGACCUGAUUGAGAUCGACCGGGUACUUUACCAGCACUGGGCCCUCUAUGUGGGGGAUGGAUAUCUCAUCCACGUGACCGAUGUAGGUUCAAAGGGUGCAAUUACACCAGUUGGCUCUGGUUCAAACUUAACUGGAAAUGCCAAGGUGAAGAAGGAGGUUGUGAAGGAUGUGGUGAAAAAUCAUAAAUGGCGUGUCAACAACAAGUAUGAUCGCUCCCGCACUCCUCUUCCCGUGGAGGAGAUCAUCCAGAAUGCUGAGAGCUUAGUUGGCUUGGAGAUUCCAUAUAAUCUGUUUAAGAACAACUGUGAGCACUUUGUGACACUGCUCCGGUAUGAUGAUAAAUUCUGUGACCAGGUGAGUGACACGGGCUGAGCCCCUGGGAGCUUCCCCGAGCAGCUCCUUGGCUGCUGGCUGUCACCCGGAGACUGGGACACAGACUGCAGCCUGCAUGGGGACAGCCAAGUCCCAGCUGUGGGCUCCAAGCCAGCGCUGCCUCUGGCCUCCCCAGAGCUCCGGGACCUGCAAGGGUCACUGUGCUCUGUCUGCACCCUGACAGUGCCCUCCUGUUGAAAGCCACUUCCUAGGGGUACAAACCUGGGUGUUACCUCUUCUGCUAUUGAGGCACAUGACUCUCACUGGUUUAUUUACCUUGAUUAUUCCUGUCUUUUACACAAUAUCAUGUAAGGGGGAGUAAAUAUAAAUGCUCCUCACAUUUCCAGUCCGUCUUUUGCUUUCCUUUUAUAGGUUAUAAAAGCACUUCGUGAUGGUACUACAGUAGCCCUAGGAAGUAUUAUUGUUGGUGCUGUUGCUGUUGCUGCUGCAGCACUGUUCAGAGGCCUUUCCAGGAUAUAGUACUACUGAUGGGCUGUCAGGAAGAGCUCAGAGCAAGGCAUUGGGAGCUCCUGGCCACAGCGGUCAGUGGUCAUCUUUUGCUACACCUGCCAUCAAGCAAAUGUGUACCCUUUGCUGCAGAUGUUAAAUGAGCCAUGAGAAAAUGUCUGAAAUACAAGCCCAUGUUGCCAUAAAAUACUCUUUUAUCUGUGUGUAGCUUUAUGUGCAAGUUUAACAAUUCAGCGUUGCUUCUCCCUGCCAUCGUCUUAAGAAAUGAUGAGUCAGGAACAUCAAUGUUCAAAAUGAUCCCCAGCAGCUCUAGCCUGGUUGCCACAUCUGCUUUUAUUUCAUUGUCUAUGAUGAUUUUUUGUGUUAGUCUGGGAGCUAUGGCAAGCGGUUUAUGCAUUCUCUUCCCCUUUCCCACACCUCCCCUCCAGUGCCUUGGUGACAAUUGUGCAGCCUUUGCUUCCUGUUUUGAUCAGCUAGCUCCUGACUGCUCUUUCUUUGUAUCACUGAAAUAAAAGUACUGCUGAGAGUUUA